This is a messenger RNA of Phytomonas sp. Hart1, 1042 nucleotides long. Lineage: Eukaryota; Euglenozoa; Kinetoplastea; Trypanosomatida; Trypanosomatidae. The record is from the annotation of a GenBank genome assembly.
GAUCAACAUCAGAUGUAUUCUUGGCUUUUACAAUUACUAUUGUAUCUUAGGAUUUAAUACGUAAAAUAUUCGGGAGCCAUGUACUACUCAAGGUUUCGCAACCAUAGCUUUGCUAUUGCAUUGGUUGCUGGUAUCACAUCCAUCGUGUUGUUAUGGUUAGUUUUACGCCGCAGCGGCUUUAAUACGACCUAUAGUCGUUGCAAUUAUUUAUCGAUGAUGGGGGAAUACAAGCAGCAUUUAAGUGCGGGGUCCUUCCCCAGCAACGUCCAUUUGCCACCGCAUCUCCGUCUUGACAAGCUAUCGUACCUGGAUUUGGCCGAGACUGAGCUUGCGCUGCCGCCGACGAUUGACUUAUCAAUCACCGAGAAGGAUCAGAUUUGUUGUUUGGAGAAUCAGCUGGGGUCGACAGAGCGGAAGGAUGUAAAGAUGCACUUCGGCCCCCUCCGUUCACAUACGGUGGUCAUGACACCGCAGGCCAUGGAACGGUACGUGCGACGCCGCAUGGGGAGUCAACCAGAAAAUCAAGCGGUAGUGGAGGAGGAAAAGGUGAGUGAAUGAGACUCAUCUCAUAUCCACACACGUUUCAAAAAAAAAAUAACCCUUCCUAAGAACCAGAAGUGAAUGGAGAAGCGGGUUGUGUACAGUGUUUCUAUUUUGUAUAUUGGUUUAUUUUUGAUUCCUCUGCGAUUAAACACAGAGGGCAAUUUAUAGUGAGAAAAAGAAGCGCCCGUUCAUAAACCUAUCAAUUUACUUAAAUAAUUUUCUAUCUCAUCUCUCAUUGCUCUUAAAAUUUUAUUAAAAAACGCAACAAAAUCAAAGCUAUGCAACAUUUCUGGUGCUAUUAAGAGUAGUGUCAGCACAUUUUACUAUGAUUUGGACCUUACAGUUUGUUAUAUCAAGAUUCCAAUAUUAUGAACGAGCUAAAUCUUUGCCUGAUCCCAAUUGUUCCAAUAUUUGUUUUCAUUCAGAGUAUCCUUUUUUUUAUUGUUUUUUUACAAGAUUAUAUUUCCUCAUUCCUCACUCGUCACUGUGUGAUCUUCAA